AUGAGGAAGAGAGCAAGAGAGGAAACAACCCCGAUACAGCAGCUUUACAACCAACAGAUCGCUGAAGAAGAUGAUGACCAAGCCCAAGCCCUCCCUGCCUUCCCCAGCAUGAGCAGUGCCCUUUACCGCCACAGAAGGAAGACCAUACCCGUCCUGCCCCAAACCAGAGCCCAAGUGGACCUAGAUGAUGCCUGGAGCCAUACAUCAGAUGGGGACUGCUUCCUCCUUUUCAGCGAUGGAGAAGAAAAUAUUAUCCUUGCCUUUGCCACAGAUGGGCAGCUACAGAUCCUACAAGGUGCUGAGACGAUAUACAUGGAUGACACCCUGAACAGAGAACUUGCCCCCACUCGCCUGCAGACAGAUUUUGAACAAGCAGCAAUCCCUGCCAUCCAGUUGGAGUUCCCCAAUGCUGAAGUCAAGUGCUGCUUCUUCCAUUACAGCCAAGCCAUAUGGAGGAAGACACAAGACCUCGGGUUGGCUGUAGCCUAUAAAGAAGAUCAAGCAGUGCAACAGUGGAUUAGAAGGGCAGCAGAUCUAGCGCUUCUCCCUGCAGAUGAUGUCCAAGAUUAUGAUGCUCGCUUUCCGAUUCUCCUAUGGAAUCACAACGACACCACUGGCCCGAGGACCAACAACAACCUGGAAGGCUUCCACAACAAGCUGAAUAGAAGUCUUCCUCACCAACACCCCAACAUCUACCGUCUGAUAGAAGUCUUCCGAAUGAUUGAGAAAGCUGUCAAGGUGAAAUUGGCGCAGAUCAACCUCGGUGCACCUGAACCAAGUAGAAAGCGGGUCUACCGUGAGGUUGACAAUAGACUCCAGAGACUGAAAGAUCAACUGACUGAAGGAAGGAAGAGUCCAAUCCAGUUCCUUGAUGCUGCAGGUCACCUAUUGAAGCUUGGAUAG
Haliotis rufescens (red abalone) is the source of this 903-nucleotide messenger RNA. RefSeq lists its product as uncharacterized. The transcript is spliced from 3 exons. The coding region runs from base 1 to 903 and encodes 300 amino acids. The record is from RefSeq and is a predicted model, not a curated record. Lineage: Eukaryota; Metazoa; Mollusca; Gastropoda; Lepetellida; Haliotidae.